Closterium sp. NIES-67 is the source of this 1296-nucleotide messenger RNA. The record is from the annotation of a GenBank genome assembly. NCBI's taxonomy places the organism in Eukaryota, Viridiplantae, Streptophyta, Zygnematophyceae, Desmidiales, Closteriaceae.
GCACUUCAGCUUUGUGAUUUCCUGCUGCCACGUCGAACGUUCGGAUUUUCCUGUUAUCUGCAACGUGGCGUCACCUCAGCGCCUGAAUACGUGCUUGAAGCUACCAGAGCCAUGGCGCUGCUUGCUCCCGCCGCGGCUGUCUUUGAGGCGGCUCUACCCGUGCCACGUGCGCCAGAACAGUGGCUCCAGCUUCACGCGUCGCUUCGCGUGGAUUGUUCCUCCUGCCCGUGCGAUCUCGAGGCGCAUUUACAAAGCGCUCUUCUCCAUAGUACGCGCCGCGGCUCAGCAGCCGGAGACACAGCAAGCAGAGGGCGCCGCGAGCCCAGCAGUGGGUGACGGCAGCAUCAGCGACGUUGACGUCAGCAAAGAAAUCUCCAAGGCGGUGAAGAAGACGGCGACACCUUCGCCCCGCGCGCGUCCACCAAGUCCAAGAACCCAGCGGUGCCGGGCUCCGCCCUGUACACCAUCUUCGAGGUGCAGGCGUACCUCUGCAUGGCGCUGGGCGGGCUGCUCUCCUACAACCUCGUGUUCCCCUCUGACGAGCCCGACUCUGGCGGCUCAUGGGCAUGUGGUCCAUCUGGAUGUUCACCAUCCCGUCCCUGCGGGCGCGCGACUGCAGUGAGAACGAGAAGACAGCUCUCAAUUACCUCUUCCUCGUCGUGCCUCUAGUCAACGUCACCCUGCCGCUCGUCUGGAAGUCCUUUGCUGCCGUAUGGUCCGCGGAUGUCAUUGUCUUUUGCACUCUUCUACGCCUGGAAGCUGGAGUGGUUCACAAAGAAGAGCUCCGAUUCGGAUUCAUAGGGCAGAAGACACAUGUUACAGCGUUACGGCGUUACAGGGUAACACGCACCUUCGUCGUCACGCGACGACGUCCGUGUCUUGGUAGUACUAGUAUCCCAUGGGAAUCCCGUCAGCAGCAGCUAACAAUCCUAGGAGUAGCAUCAGCCCAGCAGCUUUAGUGGUGAAUCUCCAUACCGCAGAGGGACCUGUUUUCCAGUGCUUGGUUCGUUGGCGCUCGCUCGUUUGUUCUAGUCUCUGUUUGGGUAUUCGUUUUCCAUGCCAAAAUGCCUUUCUUUUCUCGUUGGAGCUUUCUAGAAACCAAGGCAAUGGGCAUCGCCAACUCGCAGCGUUGCCCUAUCAUGCUCUUCAUGCGUUUACAUUUACAACCUGUCAUGGGCUGGCAGGUUUAUUUACAAGUCAGGCAACAUACCCGUUUUUUGCUGUUCAUCUGAUUUUUGGACGGGGUCUAAUAUUUCGUCUGAACGUCCAUACUUGUUAUAAAAUUUCGUCUGAAUU